GACAGAGAGAGAGGUUAACCCUUCAAGCUACCCUGGAUGUGAAGCUUGUUGCUGUCAGAAGGCUCUGGUUCUGGUUCUGGUUCUGGUCCAGGGUUCUGGUUCUGUUCCUCCCUGUGGGUGAGGCAGGGCAAACAGAGCUGCCCUCUGUCAGACAGUGAGCCCUCAGUCAACAGCAGUGAAGGGGUUAAAGGUGUGGACUUUUUCCACAGUGGGAAGUUAUCUGGAAAGUUUCCCUGAGAGCAGCCAAUCAGAGCGCAGCUCUCAGACUGCAGGCGAAGCAGAGUCUGGCUGUUUUCUCCACUGCAGGAAACUCUGAUUUUAACACCGUCGACAUGGUGACCACCGAGUCCCACCAGAACCAGGACCUGAUGGCCCCCGCAGAGAACCAGGACCUGAACCUGAACCUGGAGAUCCAGGUCCAGGACCAGGCCUCGCCCUCCUCCCCUUCAGCCGCUCUGGACCCGGAGAAGCUGAGCCAGGGUCCCGUCAACGCCAUCACGGUUCUGACCCUCCUGGACAAGCUGGUCAACAUGCUGGACGCCGUGCAGGACAAUCAGCACAAAAUGGAGGUUCACCAGGUCCAGAUGGAGGACGUGGUCCGAGGAAUCCAGGCAGACAUGACCAGACUGUCCAAGAGUCACAGCCACACCUCCAACACGGUCAGCAAGCUGCUGGACAAGAGCCGAAAGCUGUCCGUGACCAUGAAGGAGGUCCGCGAGAGGAUGGAGCGUCAAGGUGCCCAGGUGAAGAGGCUGGAGGCAAACCACGCCCACCUGGUCAGCAGGAACAACUUCAAAGUGCUCAUCUUCCAGGAGGAGAAGGAGAUCCCUACCUCCGUUUUCGUGAAGGAACCUCCUCCGUUCCCUCGGGAUGAGAUCCCAGAGGAAGGAGAGCCGUCGGCUCCUGGGGUCAGCGACGUGAAACCGGAGGGCGGCUUCCACACCAUCGACCUGUCUUCUGACGAGGACGUUGGUCUGGAGGCCGACAUGGAUGAAGACGAGCCGUGGCCUCAGGAUCUGGACAGCAUGGACACGUCCACAGCGGAUAAACUGAAGAGGUCCAGCCUGAAGAAGGUGGACUCUCUGAAGAAAGCCUUCUCCAGGCAGAACAUUGAGAAGAAGAUGACCAAGAUCGGGACAAAGAUAGUUUCUGCUGAGCAACGUGAGAAGAUCAAGCAGAGAACGGCCAGCCUGAAGGUGUCUCCUCUGACCUUUGGGAUGAGGAAGGCUCGCAGCAGCUCAGACUCUCAGCCUCCUGAUGGAGCAACCAGGGAGUCCCUCUCUGCUGAGGUGGACCUCCAGCUCUCCCCUCCAUCCUCCGCCCAGCAGGAGGUCCCCUUCACUGAGGUCCACGCCCAGCUGGCUCCUGCUGACCAUCAGGGAGGACUCCCCGAGGAGGAGGCAAAGAGGGAGGAGCAGGAGGAGGCUGUGGUGGAGAACAUGGAGGAGCUGAAGGUGGAGAAGGAGGAGGAGGUCAGGGAGGAGGUGAAGGAAGGUUUAGUGGUGGUGGAGGCAGACGUGUCGGUGGUCUCUGAGGGACUCAGUGAGGAGUACGCUCUGUCCUCCACCCUCCCUCAUGGGAGAGGAGAAGAUGAGGAGAAGAAGGAGGAUGCCUAAAGGAAAGGGGGGGUGAGGAGAAACCAAAUCCAACCUUCAGAGGUUCUUCUAGGAACCAUGAAGACAACUAAAGAUUCUUCUGCUUUUCUCCUUAAACUAGAGUUCUCCUAACGUCUCCUCAGAUAAAACCUCCAGCCUCUCAGAGAUCUGGACCACAGACCAAACAGGAAGAACUUCUUGAGGUGUUCCUUUAGGUCCAUAGGACCUCCACCACUUCAUAUCUUUGAAACCAGAACCUUCCUUUGUUUUCUGUUGAGUCUCAGGUCUGGAGGAUCAUCUGGAACCUUAUGGGAACCAAACCAGCCCCCAGGUUCCUUCAAACCUUCUUCUUUCCAUCAUCCAGCUUCAUUCCCACCAGAGAACCAUCAUCCAGGUUCCUCUCUACCAGCAGACCAUGGAUCUCCACCUCCUUCUUGAUGGUUGGACGUCCUCUGAAGGUCUCUUCUUCUAAUGUCUUUCCUGAAGGUCUUCCUCAGGUUCGUCCACCUUCACCGCAGUCCGGUUAGGUUCCUUCAGGGUGAUGCUCCUUCCUCAGAUCUCCUCGUUCCAUAAAGUUCCCGUCCAGGACCGUUCCAUUGGUCCUGAUAAUGUUGUAGAGCUUCCCUCCAGGGUUCUUCUGAUGAUCCUCAGGUUCACGCAUACUAAGAAGGGAAUACCCUGCGUGGUCUCCAAAGUUCCUCUGCAGUCCACCCAGGGUGCUCCUACAUUCCAAAGGAGUUCCUCCACAUUCCCAUUCAGGAGUUUUCCAAAAGCUUCUCCUGCUGAGGUUACUCCAAAGGUUUCUGUCUGCUCCUACCUCGGUGCCGCCACCGUUCUCCUCAUGUUCUCCUCAUGUUCUCCUCAUGUUCUCCUCAUGUUCUCCUCAUGUUCUCCUCAUGUCCAUCAGGAACCCAGAGGGAGCUCCAUCUCUCCCUGAACGUUCUGCCAUAGCCUCUGAACCUCCUUCCUAGAGGUUCUGCUCUGCACCAGUCAUGUAGACGGAAGGCCUGGAGGUUCUCCACACAGUGUGGAGAACGUUGGUGUGGAACCAACUGAAGAUGGUUCAUUUCUCUGGCCAAAGACUGUUUCUUUCUCUGCAUCGUUUCCUGUGUUACUCAAUCACCUCCUGACCAAUAAAAGCUCACCUACAGCU
Molecule: messenger RNA, 2748 nt
Organism: Cyprinodon tularosa
Lineage: Eukaryota; Metazoa; Chordata; Actinopteri; Cyprinodontiformes; Cyprinodontidae
Gene: cavin2b
Product: caveolae associated protein 2b
Exons: 6
Coding region: 333-1616 (427 amino acids)
Cellular component (GO): cytoplasm; caveola
Molecular function (GO): protein kinase C binding
Source: RefSeq, a predicted model, not a curated record